This is a messenger RNA of Anopheles aquasalis, 1010 nucleotides long. RefSeq names its product class I glutamine amidotransferase-like superfamily protein dj-1beta (gene dj-1beta). Gene Ontology annotation, cellular component: nucleus; cytoplasm; mitochondrion. Gene Ontology annotation, biological process: glyoxal metabolic process; glycolate biosynthetic process; response to oxidative stress. The record is from RefSeq and is a predicted model, not a curated record. NCBI's taxonomy places the organism in Eukaryota, Metazoa, Arthropoda, Insecta, Diptera, Culicidae.
UUUUAAAUAACCCUUAGCAUAGUGUGCUUACACACUACACAGGCGCUUUGACAUCGCCUUGGUGGUGCGGCUGCAACGCACAGAGUUAAAGGGAGAAAGGUCAAACAGAAUAGCCGCACGUACGGUAACAAAUCAAUGGCUUCCUCGGUGGGAAAUAAUUUGAAAAAGCGUGCCCUGGCACUGCUGGCCGCAGGCUCCGAGGAGAUGGAGCUGGUCGUGGCCGUCGACGUGCUGCGCCGUUGCGAUAUUGAUGUGACAGUCGCCCUGGUACAGGGCGGCGACGGGGCCACGGACCCAAGCAACGCCGAUCUGGUGGCCCGCUGUUCCCGCAACGUUAACGUGCAAGCGGACGUAACGCUGGCCAAAUACGUGCGAGAGCAGAUCCGCGACGAAGCGACCCUUCCCGAUGCCAUCAUCCUUCCCGGGGGCCUCGAAGGAUCCCGCCUGAUGGCCCAGGCACCGGCAGUCGGCGAGCUGCUGCGUCACUAUGAAAAAAGCGAAACGAAAAUCGUGGCCGCCAUCUGUGCCGCACCGACCGUGUUUGCCGCUCACGGUUCACUGUUCGGGGGCCGCCGCCUCACGUCCUAUCCGGCCUUCAAGGAUACGCUUACCGGUGCGGGAUACGCAUGGCAGGAACCGGACCAAUCGCCAAACGGGCGGGUGGUACGCGAUGGCAACCUCAUCACCAGUAUGGGCCCAGCGACAUCGUUUGAUUUUGCCUUGACGGUCGGUGCAGCGCUGGUGAGCCAGGAGGUAGCGGAAAAGGUAGCGAGCGCCAUGCUCUACCAGUGGCCCCAUUGAACGGAAACGAACACGGCAACACGCGGGACCGGUGAGUUGCGAUAAAGCAUGGAACAGUUCAUAUUUGUGCCGCAUAAAACAGGUCACCUCUCAGGCUAGAAAUAAGCUAGACCACAUGGUAAAAGUGUCCUUUUUUGUAGAUAUUUUAUCUAGCUAUCCAGCUCAAAAUAGCGAUUAAAUUUGUUGUGCCGUCGUUGCGGAUGAAUUUA